GCCAGGCCAGACACAGACGGCGAGGACAGCAUCCCUGACCAGGCCACUUUUCCUGCCGUUAACACCAUGAAGCUGCUUGCAUUGACUGUGCUGCUCCUGACCAUCUGUGGCCUUGAAGGGGCUCUGGUUCGGAGACAGGCCGAGGAGCCGAAUCUGCAGAGCCUGGUCUCUCAGUACUUCCAGACUGUGGCCGACUAUGGCAAGGACCUCAUGGAGAAGGCCAAGGGCUCAGAGCUUCAAACCCAAGCCAAGGCCUACUUUGAGAAGACGCAGGAGGAACUGACGCCCCUGUUCAAGAAGGCUGGGACUGACCUGCUUAACUUCUUGAGCAGUUUUAUAGACCCCAAAAAGCAGCCUGCCGCCCGCUGAGGUGUGCAGACCCGGGCCUCCCACCCCUCGUUCGUCCCUGGAACACCCACUGGCCAGGCCUGAGACUCCUCUCCCUACCCACUCCUUGUUUUCUACAAUAAACUUUGCAGGAAUUAA
This is a messenger RNA of Capra hircus (goat), 486 nucleotides long. RefSeq names its product apolipoprotein A2 (gene APOA2). The record is from RefSeq and is a predicted model, not a curated record. Gene Ontology annotation, biological process: triglyceride-rich lipoprotein particle remodeling; high-density lipoprotein particle remodeling; low-density lipoprotein particle remodeling. The coding region runs from base 67 to 369 and encodes 100 amino acids. Lineage: Eukaryota; Metazoa; Chordata; Mammalia; Artiodactyla; Bovidae. The transcript has 4 exons. Gene Ontology annotation, cellular component: spherical high-density lipoprotein particle; chylomicron; very-low-density lipoprotein particle. Gene Ontology annotation, molecular function: high-density lipoprotein particle binding; cholesterol binding; high-density lipoprotein particle receptor binding.